AAAAAAUACAAGAGUAAAGAGUAAGAGCCCUUUUAUUUUACCUCACUCCUCUCAAAAAGAUUUUAUUUUCCUACAUCUCUCCCUCUUAGUUUUUAAGAUUCUCUCUGCUCGAUCCUUGACUCGACGUUUCUCACUCGCUCGAACUCAGUCUCUCUUCACGUCAACUUCCCCUCCAAACCAAUUACACCUCGAAGACGUUGUCGAUUCGGCGAAGCUAGGGUUUCGGGUUCUUUUGCAAUUUUUUGAAGCUUCUGAUUGGUGAAUCGUUCGAAUUUCGUGGACAUGGAGCUGUUUUAUUGUGUUUGGAAGUUUCUGAGAUCGUGUGGUAGCUAGAAAGUCGAAUUAGGGUUUCUGUUUUUGGAUGCAAAAUUGGGGGUUUUGUUUUGCUCACCGUGUUCAAUUUCAUGGCGCAAGUAUAAAUUUAGGGUUUCUAGGGUUCAUUCUGGUAUUGUAGUUAGGGUUCUGGUCGUUUAUUAUAUUAAGUUGCUAAAUUUAUAGUGUUCUUAGUCACUUUGAUUGCUGGGGCGUAUAAUCGAUAAUUGAAAGUUCAGAGCUUUUUGUGGAGAAUUUAGAGGGAACGAAGUGCUGGAUUGAAAAUUAGGGUUUCUGUUGUAAAUUAAGCAAAUUCGUGGGAUUUGAAAUGUUUUGGUUUGGUUUAGAAGUUAAAUUGGGCAGUGGAUAAGAUAGUAUUGAAGAUUUAGGGUGUAGACUGUUGUAUGAGAACUGAAGUGGGUGGAGUUUAAUAACUCGGAGGUAAGAAAUGUUUUAUUCACAGUUUAUUUUGGCCAAGAAAGGGCCUUUGGGUACAAUUUGGAUAGCUGCUCAUCUGGAGAGGAAGCUUCGGAAGAAUCAGGUCGCUGAUACUGAUAUUGGUGUCUCUGUAGAUUCUAUUCUUUUUCCUGACGUACCAAUUGCACUGAGAUUGUCUAGUCAUCUUCUGCUUGGUGUGGUGAGGAUAUAUUCUAGAAAGGUGAGUUACCUUUUUGAUGAUUGCAGUGAGGCUUUGCUCAAGGUAAAGCAAGCUUUCCGCUCCACUGCUGUUGAUUUACCACCAGAAGAAUCAACUGCCCCAUAUCACUCCAUCACCUUGCCAGAGACUUUUGAUCUUGAUGAUUUUGAGCUUCCAGACAAUGAUAUUUUUCAAGGCAACUAUGUUGAUCAUCACAUUAGUACAAGGGAGCAGAUUACCCUCCAAGACACAAUGGAUGGUGUUGUCUACUCCACAUCACAAUUUGGAUUGGAUGAGCGGUUUGGUGACGGUGACACUUCUCAUGUUGAUUUGGACCUUGAAGAGGACCUGUUCCUAGACAAGGUUGCAGCUCCAAGGUCUGAUGAAGUUUCAGAGCUGAGUCUUCAGCAGACGUCUGCGGAGCCAUUGGAACCAAAAGUAGAGGAAGAUCAUGAUGUGAUUGGAACUGCAGAAGCCAUGCCAGUGAAUGGUACUAGAAACAAGAUGGGAAGUCAAGCUUCAAAUUCUGAAUCUCUGGACUAUGCUCAGGCUCCUUCCACUCCUGGGUUAGUAGAAGAGCCAAACUUGUCCAGUGUUCAGGAUGGUCUAGCCUGUGAUGAUCAUUUAAAAUCAGAAGAUAACAAUUUGACCGAUGGCAUAGAGAGCACUGGAAAUGCUUCCAGUAAGCCAAAUCAUCACAGGGAUGACACAAUGAAUUUGUCUUUGGGCAAUCAUUUAAACUGUGAUACUGUUGUGUGCAUACCUGCUGAGGAGAAUGGCUGCCUUCCUGGUGAUUUGGAAAUCAAUCAAGCAGAGUCACAAGGAGAGUUACUAUCUACAUCAGUGAAUAUAGAUUGUUUAGCAGCAGAUGGGACGGUUUGUGCAUUAGAUGGAUCAAAGAAUGUAGAAGUGAUAAAUAACAUUGUCUGCAAUGGUGAGGUCACUGUGCCCUUUGUCGAUAAAAUCAAUGGUGAGUGCAGAGAAUCCACGGGAGUCAGGCUACACGAACCAGAUAAUCUCGAAAUUGCUAAUGCUGUGGAAGACUUGAGCUCACUUGGAAAAGCUGUAGAUGCGAAUACUGGCUGUCCAUUGGAAUUGGCUGGUGCCCCAGAGGGUGAUGCUCAGGCUCACCGAGGGCCAGAGGAUCCUGAUUCUUCGAGCAAAGAUGAUGGAGAAAAGACACACAAUUGCAUGGGUGUGCUCCGUGCAUGCAAUUCCUACAUGAGUGGACCUGAUUCAUCAUUUCAUGGGAUUAAUAAUGAUGAUUUUCAGCUUCCCCCUGAAACACAAGGUCUUGCACCGUGUUCAUUGGAGAUGUCCAAUGGGGAGGAAGUAUUCCAUGCUUCUGGAAUUUCCACUAAGGUGCAAGGUGAAAAAUGCCAUGUGACUGAUGUUAUACAAUCAGUGGAAAAUCAGAUAUCUGAACUCAAUUUACCUGGAGAAAUUCAAGCAGAUGGUGGGAAAUUGAAUAGUCCCUUGACUUCUGAAUUGCCUACACCUGAAAAGUUGCUUUCUUUACCUCAAGGGCUUCUUGAUAAGCCAAAUGAUUUGCUGGUUGAGUCAACUCCAGUAGAAGAAAUCGUAGAUGGGGGUGACAGAAGCAGUGCUGGAACCAACAUUACUGGAAAAAAGCGUAGUUUUACAGAAAGUUCACUAACUGUGCAGAGUUUAAAUUCAGUUGAUUCUUUUGGUGUCUCUAGAUCAAAGAGAACAGUGGAUUCCAUUCCUGAUGAUGACGACUUGCUAUCUUCUAUAUUAGUUGGAAGAAGAUCUUCAGUUCUGAAAGUGAAAACUACUCCACCUGCACCUGAAGUGGCAUCCAUGAAACGUGCCCGGUCUGCAUCUCGUCCUAGUGCCAUGAAGAGGAAGGUGCUUAUGGAUGAUUCAAUGGUCUUGCUUGGCGAUACAAUACGCCAACAGUUAACUAAUACUGAAGACAUACGUCGCAUACGGAAGAAAGCUCCGUGCACACGCACCGAGAUUUUAAUGAUUCAGAGACAAUCCUUAGAUGAAGAAAUUUUCAGUGAACCAGUAUUGACUGGUAUGUCGGCAGAGCUGACAUGUUUGCACAGUGAAACAUUUGAUUUGAGCAGAAUAGAGAUAGAUGACAAUGAUGAUAACAAUGCUUCUGUAGUGGCAAAGGAUUCUAGUAGACCAGCUGUUGCUCAAGUUAAUGAAUUGGAAGCAAGCACUGAACCUGUUAUUUGCAGAAAAGAUGUUGAUGGACAACCUGCUGAGAAUCUCAUUUGGACUGAGAAGCAAGGGCAAAUGAGUGCUAUUGUCGAUGUUUCUGGUUACAGAUCUUCAGAACAUGGAAUAUUUGGGGAAAUAACUGAAAUGGAAGUUGAUAAAGGGAAUGUGGAAGUUACAGAUGCUGCAAACCACACCACUAUUCUGCAUUUUGAUGGAUCGCACACUGAACUGAUUUCUGGAGAUGCUGGUGACAUGGUGGAUGGGAUGGCUCUCAUGGAUGGCUUUACUGGCACAGAUGGUUCUCUGCAGAUGGAUGCUUCAAUUCUGCCAUCGGAUAUGAUGGAUACUCAAGUAUUUGGGGAGGUUGAUUUAAGGGAUGUGAGUGAUGGAAAAACACUCGAUGACAUUGAAGUUUUAAAACAUCAUAAACAAAAUAUUGUUGCAGUUGAAACUGAAUCAAGGGAAUGGGAACUUUUGUUGGAAGAAAGCGAAGCUGGCGGACCAGCAGAAAUCAGAGUAGAUUUUCAGGCUGAUGGAUCUGCACCUGCUGAUGAUGCAGACACAUUGCUUGCAAGUAUAUCGUCAGAGAUUGGUGAAUGCAUUAACCUCACUUCUGUAAAUGUUGACCAAACUCAGGAUGGUGUUGAAAAUGACAAGCUAGGGGAUGGUAAUGAAGAUGGGGGCCUAGCCAUGAGCUCAGGGCAUGUUGACAAGGACCGAGAUUCUAAUCAUCUAUGUAAUGAAGAAUUAAUGACGAACCCUACAUUUCCUGUAGGAUCUGAUACGGACUUCAAAAAUGAUUCUCUAAAUGGUGGAGAUUAUCCUGUUUCUCGAGAAACUGAUCCACAGAGAAUUGUGGAUGCUGAAAUAACUUAUGCUGACCAUCCUGCUGAUCUUCAAGAUGUUGCAUUUGCAAAUGAUACAGAAUUUUUGAAUGUAGAUGAUGAUGAGAUGGGUGGAAAUGAUGAUGAUGGCAUACCAGGUCCUGAAGAUGCUUGCCUUCUUGACAAUAGUGGAUGGUCUUCCCGCACCAGAGCUGUUGCCAAGUACCUUCAGACUAUAUUUGAUAAUGAAGGUGGAAAUGGAAGGAAGGUCAUUUCAGUGGACAACCUUCUGGCUGGUAAAACUCGGAAGGAGGCAUCAAGAAUGUUCUUUGAAACUUUGGUUCUUAAAACAAGGGAUUACAUCCAUGUAGACCAGUUAAAGCCCUUUGACAGCAUCAAUGUAAAGCCACGAGCAAAGCUCAUGAAAUCAGACUUCUGAUCUCGGGUAGGAAAGGCAGAAACAGUUGAUAAAAUCAAUUUAGGUCUAGUUCAGCUCGUGCUGAGUGAGCUGGGGAUUUUCUUUCUUCUUUUUCCCUUUUCGUCAUAUUUAUUCCUUACUCUAAAUUAUUUCCUCAUAGUUGGUGUAACUGAUAGUUUAACGACGCAGUAGAGUUGCAUAUGUUACAGUAUCAGGUGUAACAUUCGUAAUGUGGAUCAUGUGUGUAAAUAUGUGUAACAUAUUAACAUUUGCAAUUGAAGAUGCUAAUUUAUUUGUUUGCCUCUACAA
Molecule: messenger RNA, 4693 nt
Organism: Populus euphratica (Euphrates poplar)
Lineage: Eukaryota; Viridiplantae; Streptophyta; Magnoliopsida; Malpighiales; Salicaceae
Product: sister chromatid cohesion 1 protein 4
Exons: 15
Coding region: 761-4405 (1214 amino acids)
Biological process (GO): replication-born double-strand break repair via sister chromatid exchange; sister chromatid cohesion
Cellular component (GO): cohesin complex
Molecular function (GO): chromatin binding; protein binding
Source: RefSeq, a predicted model, not a curated record